CACACACCACACACACGUGAAAAACAUUUAGCUCAAAACAGACAGCUCUCACACAAGAUGGAUAUCACAGAGGUUCCCGUGAGUCAGGACAGUACUGGUAAGAAAAAGAAGAAUAAGAUGAAGAACAAGAGACAGAGUCCGGAGGGAGAUGGAGGAGUCGAGAUGAAGGAGGAGGAGAAGAUGAAGGAGAAGAGCGACCCAGCAGGAGGUUUCUUCCCACCAACCUUCAGUGUGUCCGAAAUCAAGAACAAACAGCGAAGACACCAAAUGUUCAUGAAGUUCAAGCAGGAGAAAAGAAAGCAAAAGUUGCAGGUGAAGAAAACGAAGAAGAAAGAAAGGGAAGCUUUAGGUGACAAGGCGCCGCCAAAAGAAGUCCCAAAGACGAUAGAAAACCAGAGGGUGUACGACGAGACGACAGUUGACCCAGAGGAUGAAGAGAUUGCGUUUGACGAGGGAACUGAUGAAUUUUCUGCCUACUUCAACGGGUUGACGAACCCCAAAGUGCUCAUCACAACAUCAGACAGACCAAGAGGGAGGGCAGUGAGGUUUUGUGAGCAGUUGGCCACAAUAAUCCCAGAUGCCCACGUGUACUACAGAAGAGGUUUGGCCCUGAAGAGGAUCAUUCCUCAGUGCGUCGCCAGGAACUUCACCUACCUGAUGGUCAUCAACGAUGAUCGAAAAGUGCCAAAUGGUUUGGUUCUCUGUCAUCUUCCUGAUGGGCCGACCGCACACUUCAAGAUCAGCAGUGUUCGACUACGCAAGGAGAUGAAGAGACGAGGCAAAGAUCCAACUGAACACUCUCCAGAGGUGAUCCUCAACAACUUCACCACACGUUUGGGUCACAGCAUCGGCCGGAUGUUCGCUGCCCUCUUCCCACAAGACCCUCAGUUUGUGGGUCGACAGGUCGCCACCUUCCACAACCAGAGAGACUUCGUCUUUUUCAGAUUCCACAGGUACAUCUUCAAGAACGAGAAGAAAGUUGGUAUUCAAGAGCUGGGACCUCGCUUCACCCUCAAACUGCGCUCUCUACAGAAAGGCACCUUUGACUCAAAAUUUGGGGAGUACGAGUGGGUCCUGAAGCGCCAUGAGAUGGAUGCCUGCAGACGGAAGUUCCAGCUUUGAAUGCAAAAUAACAACCAGCGUUUGUGAUCAGGCAAGGACGUCCUUGUUUAUUAUAAAAGAUAUUACAGCUGUUUGUGGCUUUGCACAAAUGGACUUUAUAUGUGGAUAUCUAGAUUUUUUUUGGAUGGCCAGUUUCAACUUCAACUUUCAACUUCAAUUGAUGACUGGAUUUUAUGAGAUGAUGUAGAUUCACUUUCUAUGAAGCUGCAUCUGCAGGCCAAGUGUGGAACAGGAGCCAGUAGCUCAUUGCAAGGACUUUUACCCUUUCGGUUAGAGAGGAGACACCAGAGAGGAGACAUGCAGGAACUCCACAUGAAUCCCAAUAAGAUGAAAAUUCUGCCCUACGAGUGCAUGUGAAAGCUGUAUUGGCAGAUGUGCAGUUCUUAUUCUUAAAUUAAUCUCAACAAACUGUUUGAAUGUGGCCUGAAAUUAAUCAGAAAGUCAUUGUGAGCCUGCCAAAGUCACAGCUUGUCAUGCAUGCAGACAUACACCACUUCCAUCCUGGUCUGUGCUAAUGAUAUCGAGAGCAGUGACUUAACAUGCAGCAUUGUCUGGAAAUGUGUAAAUGGUUUAAAUUGUGUCGACAGUGCAGCUGCUUUCAUAUUUGACAUGACUUUCAACAUAAUUCUGGAUGACACAUUUCACAGAUUUCUAAAUGUAAAUACUCAUUUUAAUAAAACAAACAUGUUGCUGCAAGUUUAAAA
Molecule: messenger RNA, 1826 nt
Organism: Sebastes umbrosus (honeycomb rockfish)
Lineage: Eukaryota; Metazoa; Chordata; Actinopteri; Perciformes; Sebastidae
Gene: rpf1
Product: ribosome production factor 1 homolog
Exons: 9
Coding region: 58-1122 (354 amino acids)
Biological process (GO): maturation of LSU-rRNA; maturation of 5.8S rRNA
Cellular component (GO): nucleolus; preribosome, large subunit precursor
Molecular function (GO): rRNA primary transcript binding
Source: RefSeq, a predicted model, not a curated record